AUGCCACAUUCUUCUUCACUGUCCGAGAAACAUGCUUCUUUAAAAGAAAAGCAAGGUUCGCCUUCUUAUGUGUUCAGCGACAAUGUUGCCGCCAAAAUUGCAGCCAAAGUAAUAGAGAACCGUACAAAUCCUUCUACACCAAUUAUAGAAUAUAAUCCAGGUCCUGCUCUGCUGACUAGAAAACUUUUCAAACUUGGUGCUCGACAAAUUAUUGGAAUUGAAAGGAAAAAAGAGUUUUUACCUUAUUUAAAAAAUGUCCAAGAAACUUUUGGUCGGGAUAAAUUUGUUUUCUACAACUGGGAUCCUUUCAUGGGAAACUUGACUGAUAUGAGAAAAAUGGAUAAACUUCAUCAAAAUGAAAUGAAGAGUUUUCACAAUAUAAAGUCCCAACAAUGGGCCAAUGAUCCUUAUGCAAGUAUUGUUGGAAUCUUAAACCCUUUAAAAUCCCAAGUAUUCCUUAACCUUCUGCAAAUCUUCCUUGGUAGUAAAGAAAGUCUAUACAGUUAUGGUCGACCUGAGAUGUUUCUUCUUGUUCCUGUUAAAAAUUAUCGUUUGAUGAUUGUGAAAGAUCCAACCCAGGAAUUAUGGACUUAUGGCAGGGUCAGCAGUAUCUGGAAUUUGUUUUUUGACAUUGAGACAUUACUGGAGAUUCACAAGUCUGAUGUUUUCCCACCUUUUCCAGCCAAGAGACAUCUUCGAUGUGAAUCAAAAGCUUUUGGAACAGUAAAUAAAGAUUCUCUCUAUCUUGUCAAAAUUAUUCCAAAAAAAUACUUGAAUCCAGUUACCAACUGUUCUGAAGAAUAUUCCAGAUUUUUUACUUUCUUGAGUCAAAUUACAAAGAACAAAAGUCAUCGAUUAAUACCAAAACUGGAAAGUUGGAUUCCUGGUUCUGGUUUACACCUGAUACGAAUGGGUUUUAAUAUGUUACAUGUGACAGGUGACAUUCUUCCACACAAAUACCUGGAGAUGUACCAAGAACUAAGGAAUUUGCCUGAAUUCAAAGGAUCUAGUUUAGAUGCCAUAUUAUUUUCACCGUCCACAGACAAUGAAAGCCGUAGCAGUAAGAACAUUGACCAAGCUAACCAGACUGAUCACUUGCCACUUGAUUAA
Molecule: messenger RNA, 1110 nt
Organism: Acanthosepion pharaonis
Lineage: Eukaryota; Metazoa; Mollusca; Cephalopoda; Sepiida; Sepiidae
Source: the annotation of a GenBank genome assembly